AUGGAAAAUGAAAUUAAAGAAUGGCAAAAGGUUUUAUAUUUGGAUCAGGGUGUUCCGGACAAUUACGUAGACGUUACAUUCAUGAAGGAUUUGAAGAAAAAUUUGUAUACAAAAACGUAUGACUAUUGGUUUGUAGUAAAAGAAUCUGGAGUCCUAACCCAUCAAAUUUGCAGUGUAUGUAUAUUCAUAACAGUAUUCAUAUACAUGGACUCCAUGCUUCUUUCUCCACAGAUUUUAUUCUGCAUCUCCUUCGUUACAAAUAUUUUGGGCUAUGCACUCAAAUGCAUCUAUUUCAACGACGGCCUGAAAAAUAAUUACUACCACGACCUGCGAAUUUCAGUCAUAUCGCUCGGUUUCUGUUUCUUCUUGUCUCCAAUCUUAAUGACACUGACUCAGUCAAUCAGUACAGAUACCAUAUACGCCAUGACUUUCUUCAUGUUCCUCUGUAACUUGAUGUUCCAUGACUACGGUACAAAAUCUGUCAUAGUUUCCAGAUCGAUAUCUUUGAAUUCAGCCAUCUUUGCUUCAGUUUGUUUGGCUUCGAGACUCUCCACAGCCUGGCACACCUUUUCUAUGCUAACUUUUGCGUUACAAAUGUUCGCCCUUUGGCCGUCUUUUCGAACUAUAUUCAAGAAAAACACCAAAGACAGAGCAUUCGUUUGUAUGACCGUCCUAACGAGUUUAUUAAGUUUCAUUGGUGUUGCUUCUAUAUCCUACAUCGCGUCCAUACAAUAUCUAUUGCUUCAUAUCUUCAUCACAUUUCUAUGCCCUGCCCUCUUUGUCCACAUGCAGAGUUAUAAGAAUAACAUACAUGGACCUUGGGAAGAAGCAGUGAUCAAUUUGAAAAAAUGA
Helobdella robusta is the source of this 852-nucleotide messenger RNA. RefSeq lists its product as hypothetical. The coding region runs from base 1 to 852 and encodes 283 amino acids. NCBI's taxonomy places the organism in Eukaryota, Metazoa, Annelida, Clitellata, Rhynchobdellida, Glossiphoniidae. The record is from RefSeq and is a predicted model, not a curated record. Gene Ontology annotation, cellular component: membrane; glycosylphosphatidylinositol-N-acetylglucosaminyltransferase (GPI-GnT) complex. The transcript is spliced from 7 exons. Gene Ontology annotation, biological process: GPI anchor biosynthetic process.